AUGCAUCGAGACCGCGAGGAGGUGGAAGGCGGCUGCGAGCAGGUGAAGGGGCCCGGUGCCGCCAGCCGUUCGGCACAGCCCGGCCAACAGCUGCCUUUGCCCGGCACGGCGGGGGCUCGGCGGCAGCUGGGCCGUGUCCCGCCGGGCGCUGAGGGAGCGCAGCGGCCGCCGCCAGCCCCGGCGGCACCGACCGGCCCGGCCGCAUCCCCGCAGCGCGGGCUGGCGCCGAAGCGAGCCGCCGGCCCCGCCAGGCCCGCCCCCAAGCGCCGCAAGCCGGGCGGCUCCUCCUCUCCGCAGGGCGGGGGAUCCGGCGACCGCCCGCCGCCUUUUCCUCCUCUUUCUUCGGCGGUUGCGGUGCGGGCGGCUGCGGGAGCUCCGGCGAGCGCGAUGGCUGCCAACUGCGAGCGCACCUUCAUCGCCAUCAAGCCCGAUGGGGUCCAGCGGGGGCUGGUGGGAGAGAUCAUCAAGCGGUUCGAGCAGAAGGGCUUCCGGCUGGUGGCCAUGAAGUUCGUGCACGCCUCUGAAGACCUUCUCAAACAACAUUACAUUGACCUGAAAGACCGACCGUUCUACCCUGGUUUGGUUAAAUACAUGAACUCUGGACCUGUUGUGGCCAUGGUAUGGGAAGGACUCAACGUGGUUAAAACUGGGAGAGUGAUGCUAGGGGAAACAAACCCUGCAGACUCUAAGCCUGGUACUAUCCGUGGUGACUUCUGCAUUCAAGUAGGAAGAAACAUCAUUCAUGGCAGUGACUCCGUGGAGAGUGCGCAGAAGGAGAUCAACCUGUGGUUCAAACCUGCAGAGCUCAUUGACUUCAAGUCUUGUGCACAUGAUUGGAUCUAUGAGUGAAAUGAGUUUUCCCAAUGAAUUGUGCCUUCUUAACACAUCAUCUCAUUCCAGCUAUUGACCUGGGAGCAAUUAUCACCACGGUUAUCUUAGUCAUUUUUCAGCAGUGUCAAAUAAAUGGAUGAUAUGAACUAAA
This is a messenger RNA of Grus americana (Whooping crane), 982 nucleotides long. RefSeq names its product nucleoside diphosphate kinase. The record is from RefSeq and is a predicted model, not a curated record. The transcript has 6 exons. Gene Ontology annotation, molecular function: nucleoside diphosphate kinase activity. Bases 1 to 849 code for a protein of 282 amino acids. Lineage: Eukaryota; Metazoa; Chordata; Aves; Gruiformes; Gruidae. Gene Ontology annotation, biological process: GTP biosynthetic process; regulation of apoptotic process; CTP biosynthetic process.